Molecule: messenger RNA, 1734 nt
Organism: Plodia interpunctella (Indianmeal moth)
Lineage: Eukaryota; Metazoa; Arthropoda; Insecta; Lepidoptera; Pyralidae
Exons: 2
Coding region: 137-1504 (455 amino acids)
Molecular function (GO): protein binding
Source: RefSeq, a predicted model, not a curated record
ACAUACUCAGUCACUUGAUACCGUAAAUUUGUUUAUUUUUUAUGCGACUACACGAUUUUUAUAUCAUAUUCUUUUCAAUCAGAAAAUACAAUCAAUAUACACAUUCAAUAAAGAAUCAGAUAUUAAAAUAAGAAUCAUGAGUGAGAUGAUAUAUCCAGAUAGUGUGGAGAAGCCCACUCCGGCAAACCUUCCAGAAUUUGUGCCGUUUGCCUGCGGACAAUUAAGGGCAUCAUUUACUGUAUUGGUCCAGACCAAAAUACAAGACGAAUACGUGAGCAAAGUGGAGGAUAAAACGAAAAAGUUAAAAAAAUCUGUGGCUGUCAUUCAACAAAAAUCUUCAUCAGAGGAACUGGAGCCAAAGAGUGUUGUAAUUGAAUCUGAUUUUGAUGAAGAUGAAAUUAGAAUUACGGCCGUAACAGAUACAGCAACCCAGUUGGUAGGAGUAACAAUUAACCGCUGCGUAGAAACGCCACGUUUGCUUUUGAAAAUAAUAGGAAUGUGCGUACCAUUUUGUCCGUACUUAAGAACAUUGACACUACAACGCUGCAACCUAACUGGCCCAAUAGUUUAUGAGAUUGCCAAGUUCCUUCCAGAGUCGCAGAUUACAGACGUCAACCUCGACGACUCACCCAUAGCGAGCGCCGAUAGAAACUACUACUUGCUUGUAGAAAGACCUUCAAAACUACGCAGUCUUUCUUUGGCGCGUUGCAGUUUCGCCAACAUUGACUGUGAAUUAUUAUUCGCUCAAUUAGAACAUCCACAUCCCGCUUCUAAAACACUUAUGACGUUAGAUCUCUCCGGCAACUUUAUAUCUGAUACUGGAGCUCACAUCAUAGGUAUCUGUUUACGAAGUAACAGAAGUCUACAAUACCUCAAUCUUUCUGGCAACCAGAUAACUGACGAUGGCGCUGCACACAUAUUAAAUAGUCUCAUCGAGUUUCCAUUAACUGCUGAUGAAAUAUUUAGGAAAAAGAUGCGAUUUAUGGACUAUUUGAGAAUGAAACGAAGCCUAUACGAAAAAUUUUACAAGGAAGUAAGCACCACAAUUGCGGGUAAGAAUUUUGAUGAGUUCAGUAAGGCAAGCAAGAGAAAAGCACCUAUUCAAGUACUUGCAAGGGGAGGCUCGAAAGAGUUGAUAGCCACCAAGGCAGAAAUGUUGACAGAUGAGCUUGUUGGGCGUUACUAUGAUCCCUUUGGUAUAGAAGAGACAGUUUACAGAGACAAAUAUAUAUACUCGAUUGGGAACAUGUCACUCUGUUGUCUGAACUUAGCAUACAAUAAUUUGAGCUUCUUGAGUAUAAAGAAAUUGUUGCAAUUAGUGAAGUACCAAUACAACUUGUCAAAACAUUCAGGAACAGGGCUGUUGUACGUGCAAGUGGAAGGUAACAAUUUGCCGUUGUGCCAGGAGACUUUUGUUCUUCAGAACUGGUUGGAGCAAGCGGUUCUGAUGCGGACCAUGCGCAUGCAUCCUCCUAAAUCUCCCAAAGGCAGAGGCAAGAAGUAAUAUAACUAUCAUUACCGAUUACCUUUUGCUUUUAACGUAAUGUAUUCUUGUUAAGUUCUUUGAUAAGUUAGAUUAUUUUAUAUAAUUGUUUAAUUUCAUUAGUUAAAUUAAUUUUAUAUUAAUUUUACGUGGUAUUUCUAGGUAUGUACUCAUAUUAGUAUUUGUUAAAAUUAAUAUUGUAAGUUUUAUGUAAGUAUUUAUUAAAAUAUUUAGAGUCCAUUUGAGUUCAA